ACGUGGUUGUACUUAUGAGCCAUAUAAAGACUAUACAUAUAUAUCAUAUCAUUCCUUUAGAUCUACAAGUUUGCCAUGACAAUCUGUGGAUCCUACUUAAAUUUAUUAUUGUUAUAAACAUGAAUUUGUAUAGUAAAAAUUUAAUAUGUAUUUAUAAUCAUAAAUUAAUAUCCAUGACUCGGUGUGUAAAUAAUGACCUUUAAUUUGGUAUCGAGGUGUUGCAACAUUAUUAUUUAUAAUGACAAUGAUAUUGAUGUUAAAAAAUGACUAAUAUCUAAAAUGACGUGGUAAAAAAAAUAGAUUCAGUUACAAAUUUGGAAGACAUAGUGAAAGAAUGGCAGAAGGUAAGAAUACAGAUGAAGCUUGGAGAAAAUCUAAGACAGAUGACAGAAAUGCUCUUUUCAAUCCAGAUACUACUACAAGUUCUGAAGAUUCCAAUUCUACAUCUUUAGCAGAUAUUUUUGAUACUGCUUUCACAUCAACAGUGGAUCCUACUCCUCAAAGAUGCCCUGCUGUUACAGUUACAGAAAUGGAGUAUGAGCAUUUAUUUGCUGAAAGUGAUAUCGAAGAAGCUGAUUCACAAAAUCGCGUAGACUCAUUUGUAAAUCAACCUCAACAUUCAACGUCGUCUAAUAAUCUCGUGUUUGCAUCAUAUAGAUCAUCGUCAACUCCAAUAACUGAUUCACGAUAUUGGCGUGGGGUUCGUGUAAAUAAUUGUAAUAUGUGUAGAACAAGAUCACGAAGAGAUCCAGUAACACAACCGCUAGAUAAUAUGUGUGAUGAGAGACUCUGUUCUCAUUAUCGUCGUAAGAGAAUAUUAUAUGAUAGAGAAUUACCAGCGAAGCAUAAAACCAAGAAAAAUGAACCUCAUAAAAUAGAUAACAAUCAACAAGUCAGUAACUUGAGUAUCGCUGGACCGUCAAGGCUUAUUGAUACUCCAGUUGACUACAGCAUAACCGGGUCAGCCAACAACAUCAUUGAUACAAUAGACGACAACUCCAACAAAAUGACAAGACAAGUAACCAAUGAAAGGUCUUCGUCCCAGUCUAGUGCUGCUUCUACUCAGAUUUUACCAAGCGUUUCUCAUCAAACAACUAGCAAAGAUCAUGAUGAUAUUCCUUCAGCGCCAGAUUUGCAAUUAGAUUGGUCUUCAAGUAGUGAAAGCGAUGACGAAGAUGGAUCAAUUCAAGUUCUUGAGACUGUUAAUUACAGCAAUAAACAAAACACAAAUCAAGACAAUGAACAAAGUGAUCGAACAGUGACUGUUGUGGAUUUAACUGCUGAAUCUGAUGAUGAAAAUCAUAGUCAUUCAACUGCAACGAAUUCCACGUCACCACAAGCUCAAGAGAUUUCAUCUCUCAGGAAUAAUUACUGUGUUCAUCGGCCACCCGAGCACCCUCGUAUAAUUCCUGGCGGCGUUCCUUAUCACCGAUAUCCAUAUCAAGGGACAAGAAUGCAUCCAAUGUAUCAACGCAUGUGGUAUAUUCAGCAACGUGUACAAGAAACUCAACGGCGUCGACUUUAUCAACGAUCAUCAGUACACACUUGCACUCCACCAAAUGCUCACAUGUAUCAACCGGGUCGAUUUGUAACAGACGAAAAUUCUAGCCCAAGUAGUCUUCCUCAAAUGUGCUGUGCAGCAAAUGAUAGCGGAAAUCACGCAGAUAAUUAUCCUCAGCAUCCUGUUCUACCACCUCCGCAACAACCUACUGUAUACAGUCACCCGGAAGCCAGUGGACCUGAGCCUUUAGUAACAAAUAGGACGAGAAUCUUUCCAUCUUCAGGACUGGUGAAUGCAAUGCGUAAUGCUGAAAUGGAAGCUUCUCCACCUGAUCCUAUGCAUCCAAUGCCUGUUCAUCAACAUGUGCAUCAUCAUAUGUACCACUGGCCCCCGCCGAUAGGAAGACCUCAUCUUGCUCGUAUGCCACACGUGCAUAUUAUAUCACCCCAUAUGCAAAAUAAUGUACCACCUGAUAUGAUACCUACGUAUCCGGUACCUCUGCCGGACUUUGUUUUCCAAACAAGGCAUAUGAAUACAGGCUUUGAAAAUUACAUGCGUAUUGUUGAUUUGCGACGAAUGUCUCACAUAAGUUGUGGUGCCACACAAGAGUCUAUUGAAAACCACACGUUUCCCCACAAAUACAAACGUGUUAAAAAGGUGGAAAAUGGAGAAGAUGCUAUUGAAAAAUGUACAAUAUGUUUAUCGGAAUUUGAAGAUUUUGAAAGUGUCCGAAGACUUCCGUGUAUGCAUUUAUUCCACAUAGACUGCGUGGAUCAAUGGCUAUGUACUAACAAACGAUGUCCAAUUUGUCGGGUCGAUAUUGAAACCUACUUUCAGAAAGAACUUACAGCAACCGUAUAGCUUAAGGUCGGUAAUGUUUUCUCAUAAUUAUCGUAUAUUAAUUAAUAUCCUAUUUAUUUAUUGUAUACCAACAUAUUAUUAACGGCCUUACACUCAAUGGGUUUAUCAAACUUUAUUCAAUACAUGACAGAACAGUUUUAUAUAGAGAACAAAGUAAAUUGUAUUGAAUCAAUAUUUACAACGUAGUAUUUAUAUUCAAUUUAUAAUAAUAAUAAUAAAAUUAUUUAACUCAUUGGCGUAUUCAGAAAUUAUAAUUUGUAAAUAUUAUAUGUAAAUACUUUUAUAGCUGAAAUUCAAUAUAAAUAACUGAUCAAUGCAGUAAUAUUCGACAAAAACGGAUGCUUCACUAUUUAGUAUUAAUAAUAAUUUUACUAUAAAGUCUUAUAAUUAAGACUGUAAUUGGAUUUAUUUAUUUUAAAUUGAGAAAUUAAAUUUACAAUGUAUUACUAUUAGAUAAUAAUAGUAGACGUCUAAAAAGUAUAAACUGAAAAAAUUUGCGUAUAACUAGAAUUAUUGAAUCAUAUCCUAUUGAAAUAACCUUACCAAUUCAUAAGUCCCACUAAAAAGUUUUUGCACAUCAUUUUCUUGAUUUCACCGAUGGUGCUAUAAUAAAUAUAUAUAGCAAUGUUGCUAUAAAAAUGAUACAAAGUACGUAAUAUUGUUUCAAGAUAAGUACAUAGUAGUAAUCGCAAAGAUAAAACUAACAGUAACACUAAUCGUAAUUAUAAUAUUAAUCAUGCAAAUAAUUGUAAAAACCAUACUAUAAAGGAAUAUUUUUUUUUUUUUUUUUGUGAAAAAACUUGUCAUUAAAACUAUUUAUUAGUCUUUAUAUCAAUAACUAGAAGAUAGUGUGUUAAAUUAUGUGAAUCUUAUUUUAUGGGUAAUUUUGUGAUUGAAUAUAUUU
This is a messenger RNA of Cotesia glomerata, 3266 nucleotides long. RefSeq lists its product as uncharacterized. Gene Ontology annotation, biological process: protein ubiquitination. Bases 335 to 2362 code for a protein of 675 amino acids. Lineage: Eukaryota; Metazoa; Arthropoda; Insecta; Hymenoptera; Braconidae. Gene Ontology annotation, molecular function: ubiquitin protein ligase activity. The record is from RefSeq and is a predicted model, not a curated record. The transcript has 13 exons.